AUGAAUUUAUUUCCUCGUUUUCGACGACAAAGUCAUUCAUCAAACACUUCGAAUACUACAACUCUCCCCGUAGAAACACCGUCAUUGCAAGCGAUACAGCGGAGAAUUCAUCCAAAUCUCAACACCUUGGCAGCUGAGUUAACAUCAUCCACCCCAGAAACGAUACUUUCACCACAAAUUUCCUUGAAGCCUUGGAUUCCUAAAAAAGUCCAAGGUAACGUUGCACACCACAUUCAGGAAUCACAGUCUCCAGAGCCCAGGACACCGACGCCGACGACAGGUUCCCGAUUGCCCAUACCCGCACGGUCCAGCUCGUCUCUUGCAUCCCAUAAUACAAGAGAAACCACGGACAAUACAUCACCAACCGCUUCAACUCCUCCUCAAACUGGAAGUUCUGUCAUUCGCCGGAUUGUUUCCCUGUCGCGUCCUCUAAACGUUCGACCUCCCUCAGCUUGGAAUAGCCUAGCAAAACGAAGAAAAUCUCGACGCCCGAAUGCAAUCCCCCAUGCCUCAGACUUUGGCAACUCAAGCGAUAACGAUACUCCAUCACAUUCGCGAAAGACGUCGGAAACACCUCAUACUCCUGACGACUCGGUCGAGCGAUUUCCAGGCGAUGAGACUUCCCAUAGUCGCUCUUCCUCCAAUACACAGCCAAAGAACCUAUCUCCAAACGAAAAACCCUCCUGCAGUCUUCGAACCGCGUCACCACCUCAUUCAACUACAUUCACUUUUGGGCGAAAAGGACCAUCGGGCCCAAACAGUCCAGAUGUUCUGCCACCACCGCUAAGGCCAGCGUUGAAUUUGAGCCUCUUCAGUGGUUUAGCCGACGCUGUUGAUCUUGACCAUAGUUUUCGUUUCAAACUGCCGCGCACGGCUGUUUCCAUGCCCAUGUUAAACCCCCAACAGUCGACUAGUGACGAAGAAGAAAAUUCGAAUGUUCAUGUUGAUGGUAGAAUGAAAAGAUUCAUAGGACUUCCAGAGAACGAGAGGAAGAUGAGCCGAAGCGCAAGUGUUGAUCAUAGUAGUUCAAGGCGAGUUCAUGACGACAACCGUGUCAAUCAGAGCCACAGAGUCUUGGGGGAGUCGGGGACCAGAACUCGAUCACUUUAUCUAGACGGUCCUUUCGACGAUUCGAACCGCGAACCCGUUGAUCUAGAAUCCCUGAGAUACCAUCUCUUCAACUCCUUUCGCCACGGUGAUCCUGAAAAUUCUGGUUCCGAGAUGCCGUCCGGCCUCGACUACACGCUUCGAAGCCUUUCUUCAAGAGACGUAGAAAUCUCUGAAGACCGGUCAGAGGUUGCUUUGGACUCAGAUCAGAACACUCGUGCUAGCGCAGGUCAACCCGCCCCCACCUCACCUUUAAAAUUAGCCACCUCUGCCAACCACCUUCCACAAAUUUCUCAAAGUGCCCCUUCUACGGCCAACUCCAGAACUUUUCCAAACCCGCAAACGCCCUCUCAGUCCAAAGGAAAGCGGAAGGCAGAUGAAGUAGAGGCAGGUGGAAACACCCCUCCCGAAGCCAGAAAACAGAAGGCAACAUUUGCUAACGAUCCUCGCCCGCAUCGUAUUUCAGGGGCAUCAGGAUCGUCGGCACCUUCGUCCUAUACCCGCAAAAAGGCAAGACUGUCAGCACCAAGUUCUGCUGUGGCCAUGCCGGCGGUUGGGGAGGGGUCGGAUGGCGGUGUUGACUUAGGGCCACCAUCUCAAAAUGACCCUAAUAGGCAUGCGGGUAAUACUGGAUCGUGGUCACGAGGUAGUCGAACUGGAGGUGCACCACCCCACAGGACACCAUCUAGAAUAUCCCAGGGGAGUGAACACCAUCCCAACAGAGCAGCAUCGGCCUCCCAACAUCGAGGACCAUCUCGUCAGUCUAAUCACCCCCCACCAACGUCCUCCAGGGUACCGUCAAGACGAGGAAGUAUCUCGCAAGUCUCGAUACCGAUUUCUGCCCUUAUUUCUCCCCAUGCUCCAUCCAUAUCCACAAAUGGGAGGCCAAAUACAUUCCAUAUGCGUGAUCCGAGGAAACCGCCCAGGAUACAGCCGACGCCGUGGUCCCUAUCAUUUCCUCAAGUCGGGUAUGGAGAGAAACUUUUUCUUCUCGACCGCCUGGAGAUUUGGUCGAAGAUGGGUUUCUCAUCAGCGCGAAACCGUGCUGGGGAAGAUGAAGAAGGGCAGAGGGAACCCAACGUUGAAUUGAUAGGAUGGACCGAAAGCGGGGGCAGCCCUCUUCAUGCGUGGCUUUUUUUCAUAGGGUUUGUUUUGUUCCCUGUGUGGUGGGCCGCUGCAAUAUUGGCAAUUCCAAGAACGAGAAGGAUCGGUGCCGAACAAGAAGAGAAAAAAAUGACGUUAGAUGAUCCUCAAGUCGAACAUGAUGCUACGUCUUGGAGACGGCGGUGUAGAAUCAUGGCCAUUGUCUCUCUUUUCACAUACGUCCCAUUCAUAGUACUCGUCGCAGUCUUCGCUCGACGACGAUGA
This is a messenger RNA of Marasmius oreades (fairy-ring Marasmius), 2475 nucleotides long. RefSeq lists its product as uncharacterized. The transcript has 5 exons. Bases 1 to 2475 code for a protein of 824 amino acids. NCBI's taxonomy places the organism in Eukaryota, Fungi, Basidiomycota, Agaricomycetes, Agaricales, Marasmiaceae. The record is from RefSeq and is a predicted model, not a curated record.